Papilio polytes (common Mormon) is the source of this 3254-nucleotide messenger RNA. RefSeq names its product b(0,+)-type amino acid transporter 1-like. The transcript has 13 exons. NCBI's taxonomy places the organism in Eukaryota, Metazoa, Arthropoda, Insecta, Lepidoptera, Papilionidae. Gene Ontology annotation, molecular function: L-amino acid transmembrane transporter activity. The record is from RefSeq and is a predicted model, not a curated record. Gene Ontology annotation, biological process: amino acid transmembrane transport. Gene Ontology annotation, cellular component: membrane. The coding region runs from base 69 to 1646 and encodes 525 amino acids.
UGGCAAUUUAGUCUCGCUUGUGACAUGAAAGGGCGCUAUCCUUUACACGCAUCGCGGUGCUUUGAGAAAUGCAUCACCAUGAACAGCCGCAAGGGAACGCGUGCAACGGGAGCACACGCGAAAGCGGAGUGGUGUGGCGCGGCUGCUCCGGCGGCUGCGACGCCGAGGAUGGAGCGGCGGGCGCGCUCACCGACGGGAACCUCAACCCAGGAGACAAGUUGGAGGGGUCGGGCGCAGCUCCGGACGACCCUGUUCACCUCAAGAGACGGGUGGGACUCUUCAGUGGGGUGGCUCUAAUCGUCGGCACCAUGAUAGGCUCGGGAAUUUUCGUCGCGCCCUCUGGGCUCCUAGAGUACACGGACUCAGUGGGCAUUAGCUUUAUCAUAUGGAUGGCGUGCGGCCUGCUCUCGCUACUUGGUGCGCUCGCGUACGCGGAGUUGGGCACAAUGAACACGUCGUCGGGCGCAGAAUACGCCUACUUCAUGGACGCCUUCGGGGGACCGCCCGCGUUCCUCUUCUCAUGGGUAUCAACUCUGGUGCUGAAGCCGUCACAGAUGGCUAUAAUCUGCCUGAGCUUCGCCAAGUACGCCGUGGAGCCGUUCGUAGCGGAAUGCGAGCCGCCGAACGCCCUCGUCAAACUGGUCGCAGUUAUUUGCAUUGUAAUGAUACUAGCAGUGAACUGCUACAGCGUGAACCUGGCCACCAAUGUGCAGAACAUCUUCACCGCGGCCAAGCUAGUGGCCGUCCUCAUCAUCGUAUGCGGCGGCGCUUACAAACUCGGAUUAGGUAAUACGCGACAUUUACAGGAGCCCAACUUCGCCAGUAGCAAGGCGACUCUGGGCAACAUCGCCAUCGCUUUCUACAAUGGCCUCUGGGCCUAUGAUGGAUGGAACAACCUCAACUAUGUCACAGAGGAAAUUAAAAACCCAUCCAAGAACCUCCCCCUGAGCAUAAUAAUCGGCAUCCCGCUGGUGACGCUGUGCUACGCGCUGAUGAACGUGUCGUACCUGGCCGUGAUGUCGGUGAGCGAGAUGACGAGCAGCGAGGCGGUAGCGGUGACGUUCGGCAACCGCGUGCUCGGCCCGCUCGCCUGGCUCAUGCCCCUCGCCGUCACUAUCUCCACCUUCGGCUCCGCCAACGGAACGCUCUUUGUAGCUGGAAGGCUGUGCUUCGCUGCGUCGCGCGAGGGCCACCUGCUGGACAUUCUGUCCUACGUGCACGUGCGCCGCUUCACCCCCGCCCCCGGACUUAUAUUCCACUCGCUGAUAGCGGUGGCGAUGGUGCUGUACGGGACGAUCGACUCGCUGAUCGAGUUCUUCUCGUUCACGGCGUGGAUCUUCUACGGCGGCGCCAUGCUCGCCCUCAUCGUGAUGCGCUACACCAAGCCGCACGCGCCUAGACCUUACAAGGUGCCAGUGAUAAUCCCGUACAUCGUGCUGCUGGUGUCGGCGUACCUGGUGGUGGGGCCGGUGAUCAACAAGCCGCAGUGGGAGUACCUGUACGCCACCGCCUUCAUCCUCACCGGCCUGCUCGUGUACGUGCCCUUCGUCAAGUGGUCCUACUCCCUCCCCUUCAUGGAUAAAAUAACGGUUUUCCUGCAAAUGGUGCUGGAAGUGGUGCCAACAUCAACAACAUUUGAAUACUGAGAGUCUCAGCUCGACUUUAAAUAGCAUUUUUUUUCGUAAUAAACCGCUGUUAUUAUUUAUCUGCAUAGUAAAGGUUUGCUGUUUUAUCUAUGAAAUGCAGGUUUUGCGAAUUGUUAUUUUUGAUUAAUUAUUAUAUGAGAUAAAUAUUAAAGUUAGGCAUUUAAAAAAUGAGUUUCAAAUGUUUUGUUAAACCUUGUCUUUGAUUAGUUAGUGAACGGAACUAAUCAAUUUAAAAUUAUAUGAAUUGCCAAAAUUUAUUAGACGAUGUCUCAAGCGCGUUAUUACAAAAUUGACUGAAAUAUAUGAAAUAUGUUCCUUAGAAAAAAAUAUUCCAAAAUUGUUUACAUUAAAAUGUUAUUUUAAAAUCGGGAUAUCUCAAAUUGAUACAAUUUAUUUAUUAAUAAUUAUUAUUUAUACUUCGAGUCAACCAAACAUAUACUCCCGGAACGCAAAGUAAUAUUUUCAAGAUUUCAAAGUUAUGUACUGUUUUAUUAAUUUUAUAAUUAUUGUAUGGAAAGUAGAAGACAAUGUUUAGAUCGAAUCUUAACUAGCAAUAUGUAAUAUCGAAUUUUAUUUUUAAAAGUUUUGUAUCUUUUUAUGUUCUCAAAUUAGGAUUUAAUAAAGCCGACUGGCGAUGUUUUACUUAGAUGAGUAGUGUUUCAUGGAACCAUUUCAUUAGUUUGCACGAAUCAUUCCUGUGUGGUCGAGCUGUUUCGAGAUUUAAGGUGUUCUUACUUCAAGUUUUUGUAGUAUACGGCAAUAAUCUCGAAUGAGCUUGAACCAUUUAGCGUCACUAUGAGUGAUUGUGCUAAACUCAUAGUUAUUUAGUUCAUCGAUUCAUUAGACAACCUUAGUUUUUAAUUUUUAACCGCGUGUCAUUAUUUGAUUCAGUUUGUUUUAAUCGAAGAUAAAAAACUUGUAAAGGAUACGUAACAGAUUUUUGUUGUCUUUAAAUAAAAAAUAUUAUCUUCUUUGUCUUAAAAUACUAGGCAUUUUUUGAAUUCACCUUUAAUAAUUUAAAUUGUGGUUCUAGUUAACCAUUUUUACCUAUUUUUACCUAAUUCAAUCUUUUUUUUUUACUAAUAAAAGAACAAUCAAAGAUCUGUUGUGAUAUCCUAUUUCAAAGACUAAAGCGUGUUUUUUUUUAAUAAUUUAUAUUAAAACUUGUUAGCGGCCGAACUCUGCGAUCGGUAAAUAUUGGUCCUAUCAUUCCUUACCGGGGCAGAACUAGGCUGCGAAAUUGUUUUUAUCAAAGAUAUUUUCAUAAGUGACAUUUUAUAAAAUUGUAAAUGAAGCCCUAUAUGCAAUGAGUAAGAAUUUAUCUAUUUCGGUCCCGAGCAUAAUAAAAUCUACAUUUUAAGCCAGCGAGUUUAUUAAAGUGAAAGUUAAUUUGGGCACACAAGUACACACCCGACUAUGUGAUAUUUGUUUAAAUAAACGAAGGGUUUUAUUUUGUCUACAGACCAAUUACUUAUAAUACAAACAUCUAAUUUCAAAUGCAUACUAUCCUAUAUCUACUUAUGGCUCUACUCUGGGAGAAAACAAAAUUAUUUAUUGUUAUACACUACAUUGAUUAUUUGAAAUUUUAAAUAAAGACAACUGAAAGUU